AUGAGCCUCCAAAUUGGAGUAGCUUUUCUAAAACUCCUGACGUCUGUUCAGUCACUCCGCAAUCCAAAGCUCACGUCUUUUGGUGACCAUCACUCCGUGCCCGCAUUCCCGCACCUUGUGAUGCUGCUCAAGAUCAUCCGCGCCGAGGCGCUGGCGUCCGCCGACCUGAACGGCAAGAGCGACCCGUUCGUGCGUGUCUUCUACGACGGCAAGGAAGUCGGCGCGUCACACCGCGUCAAGCGGUCGCUCAACCCGCGCUGGGACUUUCAAGUGACCAUCACUCUGGCACACGCUGGGCCUUUGGACGUAGUUCUCGAGGUUCUGGACAAGGACGAACUGUCCCAGAACGAUCUACUUGGCUCUCUACGUGUGCUUUUCCCAGAGUGGCGUCAGCUCGUGGACGAGUACCAAAAACGUAAGCAGAGGAAGGAAAUACCUCCUACAAACCACAGAGGCUCCAAGUGCGUGGAUGUACGGCAACUAGGUGCUCAUAAUACUGUAGAGGUGAACUCUAACGGCAAUGGAAGCGACAGUAAACAGCUCCAGACGGGGAAUUCGUCCCAUGCGACCGAUUUCCAGCGAAGAUCGCGGUCAUUAAACUCCAGUGGAGGGUAUCUCCAAGCAGAGUCGAAAGGUCGCGCCUCUGUGGCAGCUGGAGAGCUCUCAGUCGAGCAGGUGAACGAUGCGAUGGAUAUUAAACCUGUGUUUAUAUGGUGCCGACUGGUCAAGGGCUCAGCAGCGCAAGGGCGCAUUCUCUGCUGUGUACAGUACGAGGAGAGAGACCUAAAGUACCUGGUAAACCACCCGUACGGUACCAGUAUCCAGGAGGUUUUCCUGCCACAGAAUCCGCGGUUUGAACACGCUUAUUGUCAUUUACCAAGGAGCUGGCAUCCGGAUGUUGCCGUUAGACAGGACGAACUGACGGCUAUGCAUCAAGGAACCCCCAAGGAUUGUCUUUUCCCGUGGCAUGAGAAGCUUCUGCACAUGGUGGAGGAAGUGACAGUUACGUUCCACGUCAACGAGUCGAAUCAGGGCGUGCUGGCCACACUAGUGCUGACUAAUUAUCGUAUUUGGUUCGUGCCUUAUCGACGUGUACGAGGCUUGCUGCAUGAAGAUGUACAUACACUACCGGUGAGUAAGAUCCUCAAGGCGUCGAUUCAACAGCAGAAACGCAGCAAUAACAACGUCAUCACAGUGUUGAUCUUGGAUAACAUGGACGCUGGACACUACCACGUGACGUUGUCCCCAAUCUCCAGACUACGCGAUUCGGUCCGGGAUUUCUCGCGUGAAGCGGAGCUGAAACGUGUCAAGACUCUGCAUAAUAUUGUGCGGGAGAUUGAGUGGCUACGUAUUGAAAACAGCUUUUGCUCUCCGACUGACAGGAAUCACACGGUGGCUACUGCAGAUGAGAUGCAACUUGAGGACGAUCUACUUCAUUACACGCCCAAGCACAGCAGCUCGUCGAUGCCGCCACCAAUGGCUCGCGCUCUUACGCAGAACUACAGCAAGUAUCAGAAACAUACAUUUACGAAGGAAAGUAUUGGAAGUUUGACGCUGAACGGCAGUGGAGGACCCAUGGAACGACCCAAGUUCAGGCACCAACAAAGCGAAUCUGCUGUGUAUCCCCCACUGACGCAGACGAUGUCAGUGAGGAAGCCACCGCAGCAGUUCCAGCUUGCAGCGAGACGGCGGGUUCGAUACGAUCCAGAAGCGGAGUUUGCUCGACAAGGUGCUUUGGAGCAUCCUCGUUGGCGGAGGUGUGAGCUGAACGAGCAGUACCAGCUGUGUCCUUCGUAUCCGGCAUUCCUUAUGGUGCCAGAGUGUCUAAAUGACGAGAUUAUCACAGCUGCUGCAGGCUUCCGCAGCAAGAGUCGUUUCCCUGCGCUCACGUGGAUCCACCCUCGAACUGGAGCUCCACUUUGUCGCAGUAGCCAACCGAAUACGGGUGUAUUACGCAGCACGAACUCAGAAGACAAGAAACUGAUCUGGGCUAUACGAGACGCUGCCAUUCCAGCUGACCAGGCUGCAAAGUCCAAGCGCACUGUGCCCAAGAAGAACAGCCUCGUGCACAUUGUUGACGCACGGCCAGAGAUAAAUGCAAAGAGUAACGCUCUUGCUGGCAAAGGACAUGAGUCGGUGAAGCAGUAUGAUCGCGACGGAGUGUCUACCGCUGCCAUCACGUUCAUGGGCAUUGAUAACAUCCAUGUAGUACGCAACUCGCUUGCUGGUUUGGCACAGGCCUUGUAUGAAGUGGAGGACUCGAACUUCUUCGGAGCUGUGCAAAAGAGUCGCUGGUUGGAGCAUAUCUGCAGUAUUCUACAAGGUGCAAGUGAGGUAGCCACGCAUCUCGAACGUGGUGAUGCUGUCUUGGUGCAUUGCAGUGACGGAUGGGAUCGCACAGCUCAGCUCUCCGCGCUGGCGCAGAUUAUGCUGGACCCAUACUAUCGUACUCUUGAAGGUUUCGCUUUGCUGAUCGAGAAAGAUUGGUGCUCAUUUGGCCACAACUUCCAGAAGCGCUGUUCGCAUCCCACAUCUGACCAGACGUCGCCGAUCUUCCUGCAGUUUAUUGAUGCAGUGUACCAACUCACGCUCCAGUUCCCAACGCAUUUCCAAUUCAACGAGUUGUUGCUGUCAUCUGUGGCGGAAGCGGUGUACUCGUCGUGGUAUGGGACCUUCCAGAAGAACUCUGAGAACGAGCGACGUCUCUUCUUGUCAACUGUCCCAAGUGUCAGUGUGUGGGAUGUCAUUCGGGCUACUACAGAUCAAUUUCUCAAUCCUUUGUUUGCUGGUGGGGAGAUACAUGGGUCUGGCGGAUCGAACAUGGAGCCGAUGCUGCCUGUGUGUCGUGUGCGUGUCAUGCAGCUGUGGGUCAGUCAAUACCAAAAGGCCAUUGGACACAUGCGUCUACAGCAGCGAGAGUUUGAAAUGCUGCAGCUUAUUCGACAACAGGAAGCAGAUCUCUCACGUCUGUACGCGGCGUUAUCCAGCGACCAACAGCUUGAGCUGCGUUCAAGUCAGUUGCGGUCUGAUAUUGCCAAGCUAUCACGCAGCAUGAACCUGAAAUACCCCGAUGAGCCAGGAACGCCAUCGAGAGACUUGGAGAGGAAGAGAAUGGCGUCAAGUUCUACUGGGGAUACGCUGCGUAACUCGGGCAAACGACCGACGGCGGCGUCCCUGGACUUCCAUGAUCUUGCCAGCAUUGUAGCGAUGGGGACUGCAGGUGCUACUGCAAAUGCGGCAGCUUCUCCUCCACGUGAACACAUGACGUUGGCGCAGAUGCUACAGCGUGCGAACCUCGAGGCCAGUUCUGGUCCUCCGCCACCACCGUCGCACAAUUUACCGAAUCCUCGACGACGCAAGUCGCUAACAAGUCGAUCACGAAGCAACAGUCUCAAGAACACGAUAAUUAACGUGGUAGCGCAGAUGAAAGGAGGCUCUCACGACAAGGAGGCCGAUGAGCCAGAGGAUGUGGGCUCAACUACACUACCCAACCCAGUACGUGUAAGUGAAGGACGACGAAACCUGCGCUUGAGCUCGCCAUCCCGUCGAGAUGACCUGAAACGUGAUCUUCGCUAUCUCGAGUCGCAGCUGUCGAAACUCAACCAUCAAGUUGCUAUCAAGGAGGACGCAGCGAAGCAGACAAUGCGCAGAUUCCGUUGCUACAACUACAACCUCCCGGAGACAGCACUACGUAACGAGAACGACACGCUCUCCCCCGGUAGCGGUAAGAAGGUUCGUCUGGGUGGUUCUAACGGCAGCAAACCGUAUCCUUCACCUAGGACUUUAUCUCCACCGUCGUCGUCUUCGUCGCCUGGAUCAGGUACCGCAUCUGCUUCGGCCAGAGAGCUCUGUGAGUCCAGCUCGAUGGAUGGAGAUCCUCGAAACUUCACACCGGGAAGCUCCCCGUUAUUGGGCACAGACAAGGUAAUCUCUGGAGGCAAUUAUCUCAACUCUCAGCCUGUAUGGGAACGUGACGAAGACGCGCCGUGCUGCAAACGCUGCAAGAAGAAAUUUAAGACACUGCUGCGAAAUCGACACCACUGUCGCUGUUGCGGGUACGUUUUCUGCGGUCGUUGCACGAGUCACCGCAUGAGUCUCCCCGAUUUUGGCUACUACGACGUCGUACGUGUGUGCAAAGUGUGCUACACUUCAGGCGAAGACGGAUAA
Phytophthora infestans T30-4 is the source of this 4167-nucleotide messenger RNA. Its product is annotated as myotubularin-like protein. Gene Ontology annotation, biological process: dephosphorylation. The coding region runs from base 1 to 4167 and encodes 1388 amino acids. Gene Ontology annotation, molecular function: metal ion binding; phosphatase activity. The record is from RefSeq and is a predicted model, not a curated record. NCBI's taxonomy places the organism in Eukaryota, Oomycota, Peronosporomycetes, Peronosporales, Peronosporaceae. The transcript is spliced from 2 exons.